Lepisosteus oculatus (spotted gar) is the source of this 4008-nucleotide messenger RNA. It is a transcript of the gene cers3a, whose product is annotated as ceramide synthase 3a. Gene Ontology annotation, biological process: ceramide biosynthetic process. Gene Ontology annotation, molecular function: DNA binding; sphingosine N-acyltransferase activity. Gene Ontology annotation, cellular component: membrane. Lineage: Eukaryota; Metazoa; Chordata; Actinopteri; Semionotiformes; Lepisosteidae. The record is from RefSeq and is a predicted model, not a curated record.
CCCUUAUUGGAGUCCAUUAAACUGAGGGUUUACUGUAUAACUAAUUCUAUUAGCAUAUCAAAAUAAUGAAAAAACUGUAGAAAAAAGCAAAAACAACAUAAUGGGAAUUUUAUAACAUCAGGCAUUAGUUAUUCCGAAUCUUAAUGAUUAGAAUUCAAGAGGUCUUAAAAAACAAGAAAAAGUUUGGAGAUUAGAUACUAUAAACAAUAAAAAAGUGAUUUAUUGUUCAGGGAAGAUGUUCCAUUUAUUAUAUUCAGCGUCCUCUUUGAGCAAUGACUUAAUUUCAAGAAAACCUUUCCUCCUCCUUAAUAAAAAGGUACCUGAUUGUGCCAUUAUUACUAAACCCAACAGACAGUUUGACAGUUGGAAUACAUUUUAAGAGGGUUUCAUUGUUACUUCAGUUAAGACAACUGAACUUUUAACUUUGGGGUGAGUUUUUACCUUUAUUCUCUGUCCUUCACAUUAUUUUUUAUUAUCUUAAUUGCUAUGAAAAUGUGUUCCCUAGAAAUGUUGUUUUUUACUUUAUCAUAAAGCACAGAAAGUUAAGUCACAGUGGUUUAAUCUGGGCAUGUUCUCCUGAAGGUGAGGCAGAGCCAUUAAGCAGUAUUAGCUAGCUGUGACGUCACACAGCUGGUAACCUAAAAAACGUGAAUUGCAACUUAGCUGGGUGUGACUUUAAAGAAUUUCAAACAAAGAGUGGCCGGGUGUGUGCAACUGUCAUGCUUUCCUGGUUUCUCAUUAUCAGACUCUGACCUGACACUUUAAAACCUACUCUCAACCUGACUUGCUUCUUGUCUGCCUUGUUCUUUAACAGGAUUUGACUUUUAAAAGUGUUAAUAGGAUGUUCCAGACCAUACAUGAGUGGUUUUGGUGGCACCGCAUUUGGCUUCCAGUUAAUCUGACGUGGGCUGAUCUUGAAGACAAAGAUGGACGUGUCUAUGCCAAACCAUCACAUCUAUACAUCACAAUACUAUAUGCAGUAGUUUUCCUUAUUGUUCGACAUGUCUUUGAAAGGCUUAUAGCUACACCAGUAGCAAAAUGCUUCGGAAUCAAAGAUACAGUCAGACUGAAGGCUGUCCAAAACCCUGUCCUAGAGAAGUAUUUCUGCUCUAACUCCAAGAACCCAACACAAUCAGAAAUUAAUGGCCUUUCAAAAAAAUGCAACUGGUCUGAGAGACAAGUGGAAAGAUGGUUUCGGAGGAGACGCAAUCAAGAAAGACCAGGAAUAUUGAAGAAGUUUAGGGAGGCCAGUUGGAGAUUCACUUUUUAUUUGUCAGCAUUCAUUGGAGGCUUAGUGGCACUUUAUGAUAAACCAUGGUUCUAUGACAUGCAACAAGUGUGGGAUGACUUUCCAAAACAGUCACUGAUGGAGUCCCAGUACUGGUAUUACAUAAUUGAGAUGAGCUUCUACUGGUCUCUGCUCUUCAGAGUUGCUUUUGAUGUCAAAAGGAAGGACUUUAGAGAGCAAAUUGUGCACCACUUGGCAACACUUCUUCUGCUGGGCUUCUCCUGGUUUGCCAAUUACAUUCGUAUCGGGACCCUUGUGAUGGUUACACAUGAUGCUUCCGAUGUUUUACUGGAGUCAGCAAAGAUGUUUAAUUAUGCCAAAUGGACAACAGCUUGCAAUUUGCUGUUUGUGUUAUUUGCUUUGGUAUUCUUCAUCACCAGACUGAUCAUCUUUCCUUUUUGGCUCAUCCACUGCACAUGGGUCUAUCCAGUGCAGAGAUUCCCAGCUUUCUUUGGCUAUUACUUCUUCAAUGUGAUGCUUGUGGUCCUGCAGCUCCUGCACAUUUUUUGGGCCUAUCUCAUUCUGUGCAUGCUGAAAAAAUUCCUCUUUGGAAAUCUGGUUGGCGACGAGAGGAGUGACCAUGAAGAGGAGGAGGAUGUAAGCGAUUCAGCAGAAGAUGAAGGACAUGGAAAAGUGAGGAAUGGCGCAGCAGCAGUUGGAGAUGCUGCUGUGGACAGUCAGUGUAACCAUUAGCACUGAUGCAGUCCCACCACCUGCAGCUUCUCAGAGACGGUCCUGGAGAAAGCCCACAGAGCCCCAAUGAAGUGUGAAGCCUUCUGUCAGAGACAAGUGUCGAUGAGAAAAGACAAGAACAAAACAAAUUAUACGUACUUGAUUUAUUGAUGGAAGAUGUGACGCAGGACACCUACAGUACCACAUUACAGAAACAAAAUUGCUUAAGCCAUCAAAGCAUGUCAACAACUUUUCAUAAAAUUCACACUCAGAUUCUAAGUUGUCAAGGAAUUUGCUCAAAUAUUGCUCUUUCCUACAGAUGUUCUCAUUCAUUAUGAAACAUAAUUGAAGAAGAUGCAAAUUUUUACCAAGGUUCUACAAGGUUUCUUGUACAAAACAAACCGGGAAAUAAAAGGUUUACUUGUUUAUGUCUGCAUCCUCAUUGCUGAUAUGAGCAUGUUUUUUUAGGAACAAAAAAGGUUUAGUGUUUACUCAUGAGACCCAGCUUGAUAUUAGUGGUAGCUGUGGCAGGCUAGCUGUUACUCCACUGCUUCAAUCUUGAAUUUCUCAUUGAAAAUAAAUGUGAUGAAAUUGCUGGUUCUUAUUUAUACAUAUACAGUAUGGUUCUAUAGCUGUUUUUUAUCAUCUGAAACUCAUCUGAGAAUUCCCUCCAAAUGAUGUGAUUGUAUGUAGGAUUACAGGAGCAGUGCCUUUUAUUCACUUUUUACUAUAUGGACAUUGUGUUGUAUUUAACAUGGGACAGUAUUAUGAUUUACAUCUUUUUGAGGUUAAUAUUUAGAAAACAAAUACAGUUAUUAUGUGAAUGAGUUUCUAAAUAUACCAAUGAUAAUGAGAUUGUUUUACCUUUUUUCACCAUAAUAAUAUGAAACACCAACUUCAGUUAUGAGAAGUUGCUGAUUGAUUUGUUCCAUAAACAUAUCAUGUGUGUGGGAGGGGUCACUAAGUUUAAAGCAUAAAUAUAUCUAAAAAAAUAUUUACGCAAAAAUGGUUCUUAGGUAGCCUUAUCAUUUUAAUGUAGUACAGUAGGUUGUAAAUGUGUUUGUGUUUUAAAUAAAGGUCAAGAGCCUUUUCUAUUUUAUACAGAUUUUUUAACAUAGUAGUGAUUUAACUUUAAAACUUAAAGUACUGAAAUAUGAAAAAUGUAUAGUAAAUGUAUUCAAGACUUCAAUAUACAGUAUAUGAAUAUUGAAUGUUAAUUGAUUAAAACAAAAUGAUUUAAAUGGCUAAUUAAAUGGCAGUUUAAAUACAAUUAAUCAAUCAUCACAGCAUUAAAAUAACUCUUGCAGAUCCUAGUGAUCCAUCUUGGAUUGUCCAUCCAUCAGAAAAAGAAUCUGAUUAAGCUGAUUCACUGACAAUGUUUUAUAUAUAGAUACAUCAAAAUAUAUAUUUUUUGUUCUAAAAGUACUUGAACAGUGAACUGACACCAUUAAACAAUAUUUAUUGAGGUAGGUUAAUGAAGACGUUAUUUGGAAAUCUUGAUAAAAUAAACAACAUGAAAUAAGCAUUCAGGUUUAACUGGUGUAGAUGUUACAAAUAAACUCUGAUUAUGUAUGUUUAUAUUCAGGAACUUGCCAGUGUUUUGUGUUUCAAUGACCAUACAGUAGGCAUUACAACAAAGAAAAGCUGAGUGCAUGAUGGGUUAAAAAUUGGUUACAUUGGAGACUAAGUAAAGAUUUAUGAUAAAUUAAAAUUCUUUGAUAUGCAGCAAACAUAAGCUUGCAGAGUUACUGUAAAAUGAGUAUGGACAUCAGAGGUACUUUAACUCUAAAAUUGCUACUUUGAAGUAUGUAUAAAAUUGUAAUUUCUUAUUACAUUGUAUGUCUUUAUUCCUUAGAAAAUGUGAAACAUUGUGAGAUUUAAUGCACUGCAGUAAUAUUGUGAUGUAUAAAGCAUAUUAGCCAGCUCUGUAUGAUCAUUGUUAGCAUGAAAAAUUAUUUUGUCCAUUCCACAGAAAGAUAAUUUGUGUGACAGCUUAGUAAAAUAAGUAGGAAAUAGAAUCCAAUUAAAUACCUUUGGGAAUGAUAAAA